GAUUUGGGUUUCACUUUUCUUUCUAAAGUUUGAAAAUGUAUUUUAAGUAGUUUCUGUAGUUUUUAAAGAAACUCAGUUGAACCUUUUUGAAAUUAAAAGAUGAGUAACAUAUAUAUUCAGGAACCCCCCACGAGCGGAAAGGUUCUACUCCACACCACCGUGGGGGACAUAGAUGUGGAGUUGUGGUGCAAGGAGACCCCCAAGGCCUGCCGCAAUUUCAUCCAGCUCUGCAUGGAGAAGUACUACGACGGGACAAUCUUCCACAGGGUCAUCAAGGGGUUCAUCGCUCAGGGGGGAGACCCAGAGGGGGACGGAACCGGCGGGGAUUCCAUCUACGGACAGCCCUUCAAGGAUGAGUUCCACAGCCGUCUGCGCUUUGUUCGUCGUGGAUUGGUGGCCAUGGCCAAUUCGGGGAAAGACGACAACGGCAGCCAGUUCUUCUUCACCCUCGGAGCAACCCCCGAGCUCCAGAACAAGAACACCAUCUUCGGGAAGGUGACUGGUAACACUCUGUACAACAUGCUGAAGCUGGAGGAAGGGCUGGUGGACCAGGAUGACAGACCCCUCUACCCCCAGCGGAUCAUUUCCUGUGAGGUGCUGUUAAACCCUUUUACUGACAUUCAGCCCCGAGUCAUCGAAAGAACUGUGGAAGUGGAGCCAGAGAAGCCCAAAGAGAAGGGGAAAAAAAAUUUCAGCUUGCUGUCUUUCGGUGAAGAAGCGGAAGAAGACGAAGAAGAAAUGAAUGCAGUCAAUGAAAUGUACAGGGGCCAGAGCAAGAGCAGCCACGACCUUGCCAACGACCCCAAGCUGAGCUCCGUGCCCGCGGUGGCACAGGACGACCACUUUUCCGAAUCCGCGGCGGACGGCGUGACCUUGGACGCCAUCAAGGGCAAACUGGAGAAGGCGGGCUCGGACAAGAGGAAUGUCGCCAAGAAGGAAACGGCGCCAACCGAGGAGGAAGAUGGCGCCACGAGAGACGAUUCGGAGCAAAAAAGGGAGGAAGUUCGGAAGCAAAUCAAAGAUUUGAAAAAGGAACUGAGGAAGAAAAAGCAAAAGGAGGCAGAAGUAGUCGAAGAAGUUCAAGAAAAGGGUCUGUAUGCAUCUCCAUUUUUGCUCUCACUCAUUAAAAACACGGUUUCUUACAGUGUUUUUGUUUUACAGCCCCUGGUGGAAGAAAACAGUGUCCUGGCCCAAUACCAUAAAACGCACAACGAAUACAGGAACAAGCUGAAGACCCUCCCACAGAAAGGAACUUCCAAUAGGGAAAAGCUCACCCUACAGCUGUUGGAAAAAUUCAAACAGAAAUUGGAAACUGCAAAAGAGCACUUUGAAGAGGACGAAGAGGCGAAAUCCGAUGACGAGAAAGAAGACGACGGAGCUUGGCUGGCGCAUUGCUUCCGAGCAGAGGAGCAGAAGGUGGUGCUGGCCAAAGACGCCAACCUCCCCACUUCCGAGAGAUACGACCUCGACGACCCCAGGAACCCCAUGGUGCAGCGCAGGAGGCACGAAAAGAAGCCCAAGACACAGCACAGGGAGUAGACUGUGU
Messenger RNA from Uloborus diversus, 1546 nucleotides. RefSeq names its product spliceosome-associated protein CWC27 homolog. Gene Ontology annotation, molecular function: peptidyl-prolyl cis-trans isomerase activity. The transcript is spliced from 11 exons. Gene Ontology annotation, biological process: protein peptidyl-prolyl isomerization; protein folding. Gene Ontology annotation, cellular component: catalytic step 2 spliceosome. NCBI's taxonomy places the organism in Eukaryota, Metazoa, Arthropoda, Arachnida, Araneae, Uloboridae. The record is from RefSeq and is a predicted model, not a curated record. Bases 100 to 1539 code for a protein of 479 amino acids.